UUCUUUGUAACUAAGCAAGAUAUAAACAUCAAAUAUUUCAUAAUAGAGUUAUUAUAGUAGAUGUUUUAAUAGUUCCUACGUUUUUUGGAGGGCUCAUACAAGACGUUUAAUGUUCUUUCUCUUUCUACAUUCGUGACAGCUCACGAACCAUCAGUUAGUCCCUAGUGAGUUUUUUUUUACAUGACGUGAACGCAUAGACAGUAAAAGAAAGCGUGAACGCAGCUUGAACAUCAGACGUGUUUGUUUCAUGCCGUGCAGCAUUUUCACUUUCACUGUGGGUUGGCAAAUUACUUCUGUCACGCCGGGUUAGGGCACAAUUGUUGUUGCAUCUCAGUGCAUGUACCUACAUAAUCGAAUAUAUCCAAUAUGCUUAACAAUUAAAUGUUUAUGCAUUCUAAGAAGGACAAGCACAGGGGAGAUGGGGCACAUCAACCAACAUCGACCAAUUUGGUCUGUCUUGGCACAAUCCAUGGUUCUCUUCUCUCCAGAGCCUGUAACUGACGUGAAGAUUUCGUCCAAUCUACCUGAAGCUGUAGAGUUCAACAGCACUGUGAUUCUGACCUGCUCUGCCAAAGGCUCCUUCACUUACAGGUGGUUGAAUGGUUCAGACCCUUUGGUGGCGGACGGCACGCAUACGAAACUGAACCCAACUACUGGCAAUGAGCUAACUAUUACCGAAGUUCGCCGUACAGAUCUAAGAGGACCCAUCGUCUGCAUAGCAGAGAAUGCACUGGAGUCAGGGAGGAGUGCUCCCUUCAAUCUUACUGUGAGCUAUGGCCCUGAGAAAAUUGCGGUGACGCAGACUCCAACUGAUUCAUUCUUUAAGAAAGGCUCUAACUUAACACUCACAUGCUCAGCCGAUUCUGACCCUCCCACUCAGCUCCGGUGGAUGUUUAAUGGGGCAGAGCUGCUUCAGAAGGCCAUCGUCACCAUCCCCAAUUUAGAGGAAAAACACAGCGGCAACUAUAGCUGCGUGGCCUACAACGCGAAGACCAACCGCAACGUUGUCUCAACGGUUGCUUCGGUGACUGUUCUGGGUACCACUUGGACAAGGGUUCAGUCUCAGAAUACCAGCUUCUGCUUGGAGUGAUCUGGCAGUGUGUGUCGACUGUCAAAUCAUUUUUUGGAUUCCACACAUUAGUUCUGCCUCUUACUUGAAAAAGAGCUCAAUCAACCACCAACACAAGGAUCAACUCAAAAAUGGCUUUACUUUAAAUAUUCAAUAAACAUUUUACAAUCUCGAUUGACUUGCAAUCUGUUGAUUUUACUUCCAUUCACAUCCAU
This is a messenger RNA of Megalobrama amblycephala (Wuchang bream), 1284 nucleotides long. Its product is annotated as carcinoembryonic antigen-related cell adhesion molecule 8-like. The record is from RefSeq and is a predicted model, not a curated record. Bases 338 to 1090 code for a protein of 250 amino acids. The transcript is spliced from 4 exons. NCBI's taxonomy places the organism in Eukaryota, Metazoa, Chordata, Actinopteri, Cypriniformes, Xenocyprididae.